CAAGGCCUUUCCAGGAUGCUGGCAGAGGGCUCUGAUGGACAGUCAGGGACGAGCACCACCCUCAAGGACUGGAAGGAGAAGGAAGGAUGCCCUGGAAGCUCUUUGUUGAAGGAUCUCAUCCCUCUGCGAACUGAGGAAUCUGCCAUGGAGGUUGUCUUGAAGAAGAUCCAGGAGCUCUCUGAUUCGGACCAACGAGACCCCUUCAUGGUGGCCAACCUGGGUGUGUUGGCCAGCCGCCAUCAGGCUUUCUGCCAGGCUCUGCCAAGGAUCUCCCCCUUCUAUGCAGUGAAGUGUAACAGCAGCGCCUGGGUACUGCGUGUCCUGGCCGCCCUGGGCACCGGCUUCGACUGUGCCAGCCAGGUGGAGCUGGAGCAGGUGCUGAGCCUGGGUGUGGCCCCCUCACGCAUCAUCUAUGCCCACCCCUGCAAGCCCAUCUCCCACCUGCAGUAUGCUGCCCGCCAUGGGGUGCAGCUCCUGACCUUCGACAGUGAGGAGGUGCUGACCAAGGUGGCCCAGCACCACCCUGGGGCCAGGCUGGUCCUCCGACUGUGGACCGAGGACAGUAAGAGCCGCGUCCCUAUGAGCGCGAAGUUUGGGGCCAGCCUGGAGCUGUGUGGACACUUGCUCAAGUCUGCCCGAGACCUAGGCCUGGCUGUGGUGGGAGCCAGCUUCCACGUGGGCUCCGGCUGCCGGGAUCCCCACAGCUUCACACAGGCCAUCGCCGACUGCCGGCGCGUGUUCGAGAUGGGCCGUGGGGUCGGGCAUGACAUGAGCCUCCUGGACAUUGGAGGGGGCUUCCCCGGAGUGGAGGGCUCUGACCUGGAGUUUGAGGAGAUGGCGAGAGCGAUCAAUGCUGCCCUGGCCCAGGACUUCCCCGAGGGAGCCGGCAUUGAAGUCAUUGCAGAGCCCGGCUGCUUCUAUGCGGCAUCUGUCUACGUGGCCGCUGUCAACAUCAUUGCCAAGAAGGCUGUGCUGCAGCCUGGAGGCCACCGGAAACUGUUGUACUACCUCAAUGACGGCCACUAUGGCAGCUUUCGAUCCUUCCUCAGGGACCGUGUCCCCAGGAUGCCAAUUGUGGUGAAGGAGCUCUGCUCACAGCCGCCCCUCUUCCCCUGCAUCCUUUAUGGUCCCACGUGCACUGCCUUUGACAAGCUCUUCAAUGAGGAAGUGCAGCUGCCUGAGCUGGACGUGGGUGACUGGCUCAUCUUCCCCUCCAUGGGCGCCUAUAGUGCAGUCCUGAGCUCCACCUUCAAUGGCUUCCUGCCUGCCUCCAUCUGCUACAUCGUGGGACCUGAGCUCAGGAGCCUGCUGCAGACAGCUUCUUAAGCUGGGACAUGGCAGAAUGGAAGGGUUCCAGACACUUGGUCCUGCAAAUGGUCCUCAUCAUCCACUAUAGUCAUCCUUACCAAUCUCACUGCUGCCUCCACACUCAGCUAAGACCAUGGGUAUUCUC
Messenger RNA from Pipistrellus kuhlii (Kuhl's pipistrelle), 1453 nucleotides. RefSeq names its product antizyme inhibitor 2-like. The transcript has 11 exons. The coding region runs from base 16 to 1326 and encodes 436 amino acids. Gene Ontology annotation, molecular function: ornithine decarboxylase activity. Gene Ontology annotation, cellular component: cytoplasm. The record is from RefSeq and is a predicted model, not a curated record. Lineage: Eukaryota; Metazoa; Chordata; Mammalia; Chiroptera; Vespertilionidae.